This is a messenger RNA of Hyphopichia burtonii NRRL Y-1933, 961 nucleotides long. RefSeq names its product S-adenosylmethionine-homocysteine S-methyltransferase (gene SAM4). Lineage: Eukaryota; Fungi; Ascomycota; Pichiomycetes; Serinales; Debaryomycetaceae. The record is from RefSeq and is a predicted model, not a curated record. The transcript has a single exon. The coding region runs from base 20 to 961 and encodes 313 amino acids. Gene Ontology annotation, biological process: S-methylmethionine cycle. Gene Ontology annotation, molecular function: S-adenosylmethionine-homocysteine S-methyltransferase activity.
CAAAAUACUUCGUGCUAAGAUGAAUGCCUUGGUUCUUGACGGAGCAUUAGGGACACAACUAGAGUCGAUUAUUCCACCAGACUCGCCUCUUCAAAUCAAACUGAACCCACUUUGGCUGACCCAAGUUUUGCUUAAAGAACCCCAGCUAAUCCAACAGAUUCACGAAAAAUAUGUCAAUAGUGGGGCUGACAUUAUUACAACUUCGACUUAUCAAGCGUCGAGGGAUACGUUGAAGAAGUAUUGUAACUUUGGAGAUUUGCAAGUGUACGAUAUUUGGGAUAAAUCCAUUGAGUUGGCAUACCAAGCUGGCAGACUGACAUCCAGAAACGUAUUUGUUGGAGGAUCUAUUGGUCCUUAUGGAGGAUUUCUUGCUAAUGGAUCAGAGUAUACUGGUGAGUAUAAAAGUGCAAUUUCUAGAACUAUAAGGGACUACCAUUUACCAAUGAUUUACUACUUCAAUAGACAUAAGAAGGUUGAUUUGAUAAUGCUAGAAACCAUUCCAAGUUUUGAAGAGGUUAAAGUAAUCAUAUCGAUUUUAAAACACUUGAAUAAUUUGAAAUAUUUCAGUAUAAGUUUGAGUAUGAAGUCAACUACUGAGUUGGCGGAUGGAACUCCUAUACAAGAAGUCGUCAAGUAUUUAGAUAAACAGUUGGACCAAUCGCUGAAAUUGCGUGAAAAAUUGGUGUCGGUUGGCUGCAAUUGUGUUGAUUUUCAAUUAGUGGAAGGGAUAUUCGAACAGUUUAACAAACUGUCCUAUGAAUUACCAUUAAUUACCUACCCCAAUUUAGGAUUUGGUGACUAUUACUUUCUUGGUACAGAUUAUAGCCAUUUAAGUAAUACUGAAAAAUGGGCACAAUUAGUUAAAAAAUGGCUUACAUUUAAAAAUAUUAGGAUAGUAGGAGGAUGUUGCAGUACAGGGCCCACAGAAAUAGGAAUAAUUAGGAAUUUAAUAAAUAAAUAA